GGCGGCGGCUGAGCCGGGCGGGGCCGACUUCCAGGGCUGGCGGCUGGGCUGCGGUGGGGCAAGCGAGGCGCUGCGUAGCUGCGCUCUGCUUUGGCGACUCGGGGCUGGCAGAGCAGAGUCCGCGCGCCGGCCCCGGCGUCUGCGUUACGCGGCAGCGGCGACUAAGCGCUGGUGUCUCCAGCAUGACGGAGCUGAGGCAGAGGGUGGCCCGCGAGCCGGAAGCUCCGCCCGAGGACAAGGAGUCAGAGUCAGAAGCAAAGGCAGAUGGAGAGACUGCAUCGGACAGUGAAAGCAGAGUGGAAGCUGUCACCCAACCACCCUCUGCAGAUGAUACGCCAGAGGUUCUCAACAGGGCCCUUUCCAACUUGUCUUCAAGAUGGAAGAACUGGUGGGUGAGAGGCAUCUUGACUUUGGCGAUGAUUGCAUUUUUCUUCAUUAUCAUUUACUUGGGACCAAUGGUUUUAAUGAUGAUUGUGAUGUGUGUUCAGAUUAAGUGUUUCCAUGAGAUUAUCACUAUUGGCUACAAUGUGUACCACUCCUAUGACCUGCCUUGGUUCAGAACCCUCAGCUGGUACUUUCUGCUGUGUGUAAAUUAUUUCUUCUAUGGUGAAACAGUGACAGAUUACUUCUUCACUCUGGUCCAGAGAGAGGAGCCUCUGCGGAUUCUCAGUAAAUACCACCGAUUCAUUUCCUUUACUCUCUAUUUAACAGGAUUCUGCAUGUUUGUGCUGAGUCUGGUCAAGAAGCAUUAUCGAUUGCAGUUCUACAUGUUUGGCUGGACCCAUGUAACAUUACUGAUUGUUGUAACACAGUCACAUCUUGUUAUCCACAACCUAUUUGAAGGAAUGAUCUGGUUCAUUGUCCCCAUUUCUUGUGUGAUCUGUAAUGACAUCAUGGCCUAUAUGUUUGGCUUCUUCUUUGGUCGGACCCCACUCAUCAAGCUGUCCCCGAAGAAGACCUGGGAAGGCUUCAUUGGGGGCUUCUUUGCUACUGUGGUCUUUGGCCUUCUGCUGUCCUAUGUGAUGUCUGGGUACAGAUGUUUUGUCUGCCCUGUGGAGUACAACAAUGAUACCAACAGCUUCACUGUGGACUGUGAGCCCUCGGGCCUGUUUCGGCUGCAGGAGUACAACAUUCCUGGGGUGAUCCAAUCAAUCAUUGGCUGGAAAACAGUCCGGAUGUACCCCUUCCAGAUUCACAGCAUUGCCCUCUCUACUUUUGCCUCGCUCAUCGGCCCCUUCGGAGGGUUCUUCGCUAGUGGAUUCAAACGAGCCUUUAAAAUCAAAGACUUUGCCAAUACCAUUCCUGGCCAUGGAGGCAUCAUGGAUCGCUUUGACUGCCAGUAUCUGAUGGCCACCUUUGUCAACGUGUAUAUUGCUAGUUUUAUCAGGGGCCCAAACCCAAGUAAGCUGGUUCAGCAGUUCCUGACCUUGAGGCCAGAUCAGCAACUCCAUAUCUUCAACACGCUCAAGUCUCACCUGACCGACAAGGGGAUGCUGACAGCUGCCACAGAGGACAAGUAGGGGCCACCCAGGGCCAGGAGCAGAAGCAGGGCUGAGUGAGGGGCAGGGCUCCCAGGCAAGCCCAGCUGGACAAAGACAGGCUUCAACUCAUUUUUUUAAACCAGUGUUUCUAUUUGUGGAUUUAGAAAAAAAAUCUGUGUAUACAGUCCAUAUGCUUAUGAUUUGAGUUGUCAGUAACCUAUAGCUUUGAGUUGGAAAGAAGUCAGUUUUUGUUUUUAAAACCAAAGCUUUUAACAUCCUGGAAGACAGUGUUGCCCGGCUCUGGAGUGCCUGCUUGGUGCUUCUAGCUCCUAAGCUGGGGCUUCCAUUUCUGGGCCUGAUCAGAGUGGACACUCAUUUAUCUACGUUUGUCUAGUUUAGGCCCCCCACCACCGACUGUCUUUGUAGCUGACCCCCAGCAGGGAAGAGGUACACAGCUUGGAUGUCUUUACUACUGGAGUGCUUUUCCUGGGCUUCUCAAUAAUCCCUGCCUUGGAGCUACAGGAGGGUUGCCUUCUGAGGGAAGAAGGAUGAAGGCUUAUUAAUCAGAUAAGCAUUCUGUUCACGAAAUCCUGUGGACUGUGAGCUCUGCUUUUUGAUAUGGAUUUCACCUCACUUCAUCACAGACUGAAGAAGGUUUCAGUUUUAAUUUUUUUCAGAAGGCAUGAAAAAUUAUGAUAGUCUGGAAGAAAGCCACACUGUUCUAUUUCAAGUGUGUGCAGUAGGAUGCCGUAACUAGGUCUUUUCCCACAGGGUUUAGGCUCAAGUGGCUCCUAUAGGGCAGUUGGCUGACUGGGUCUUUUCAGGGAUGAUGCUGUUCACAUUUGUGCUAUAGACUUGUUGCUGCUGAAUCCUUUCUGGGGGCUUCCUCAUUAGGCAGGGAGCAGAGGGCUUCUUGUUCACACACCCAUGCCCUUGACCUGGCUGACCACCCAUGUAGCUGCUGUGUUGUAUAUAUUAAUAUAUAUAUAUGUAUAUAUAUUACUCUUAAGGCAAGUGUAUAUCUGUGUGUAUGCUUUAAAAAUCACUUAUUUCUUACAGUGAUUUCAGUUGUACCAUGACUUCUUCACUGAAACCACAAAGUCCUGCUUACAAGUCUGCAUAACCCAACCCAGAGGUUUGAAGCUUCUGAAGAUUAAAUGCGCACUUGUAUAAUGUGACCAGUUUAAAUGUAGUUUGUAUUUUACAGCGGGACCUUUUUCUUUUUAAAUUGUGAUUUAUUUAUUUUUUUUCCUUUUAAUUAGAAGAGUGAGGUUGACUUUUGGAAUAUACAUUCUUUGUCAGGAUAAUAAGCAAAGGGGUAGAGGAGAGAGAGAUUGGUGCCCAAAUGUGUUUCAUUAUUCUGUGCCAUGGUGGUUCUCAUUGCCAAACGGGGGUGUAACAGCUUGUUUCAGCACCUUGGGCUGGCGCUGCUUUUCUUUGUGUUUAUCACAACCUUACUGUAUCUGUGGACGCUCGUAGCUGGCCCAAAUCACUGAGGUGUCCAGCACAGGCCGGACCCCUCCCGAUGUCUCUGUUCACAGUCACUGUGUGACCUUCUACAUGCAGCAGCUUCUUUCUUCUGAACUUUUAUUUCCGUUUCAGUAAAUGGCUUUUCUUUUUUAAGUCUAAGGCCCCCUGAAUGUGUUUUCAGUGCUGGCCAUGUGACACUGGGCAGGACACAUCACUCUGCGGGUUCUCAUUUUCUGAGCUGUCGUCUAGUUCCCAUAUUCCAUGAUUCUGGCUGAGCAGGUGUACGUAUCAGAGUCUGCUUGCAGGUAUUGACUCAUGUCCUGGGCAUGCAAAAAUUAAGUGCUUGCAGGCCUUUUCUAAAUACUUUUCCUUAAAAUGCUUGUCCUCUGCAAUAAAUCUUAGAGUGGAGUAGAGUAAUGAAUCUCAUUUUCUGAAUGAAGAAUGAACUUGGAUCCCCCAACCAAAGAUAGAAUGGCACUUCAUCUGUCUCAUGGUGCCCCACUGUGAGCAUCUUAGGUGGGUCCUUGGGGACAGGAAAUCUCAGCUGGGACCUAGCAGCAGAGAGCCACCUUUGAAUAGGGCCACCUUUGGGAUCAGGGAGCCUGGCACAUACCUGUGGACAUGGCUGCUGAUGAGGGUUCCAGGAAAUGGCAGCUGGAAGCUCAACAGAGCUGCCAUCCAGAGAGCCCGAGGGUCAGCUAGGAUUUUGUUUUCUUCUGAUUUCCCACAUACUUUCUGGUGAAAUAGGGGAAUUUUGUAGGAAGUAGCCAGGAGACAGACACCAUCUUGUGUCUGUAUAGCACAUUGGUUUUCUUUCUCCCAUUUAUUGAAAAUCUUUCACUGAACAGACAAGUUUCCAGAGACUAUUGUAACACACAGCUGUGCACAUCUUAAUGAGUGGCAUAACUUGCUCUAGAUCCAUUUUUUUGUGUGUGUGAGAAAUAAAAUGUGACAAAUUGUA
Bubalus bubalis (water buffalo) is the source of this 3912-nucleotide messenger RNA. RefSeq names its product CDP-diacylglycerol synthase 2 (gene CDS2). The coding region runs from base 183 to 1520 and encodes 445 amino acids. The transcript has 13 exons. Gene Ontology annotation, cellular component: endoplasmic reticulum membrane. Gene Ontology annotation, molecular function: phosphatidate cytidylyltransferase activity. The record is from RefSeq and is a predicted model, not a curated record. Lineage: Eukaryota; Metazoa; Chordata; Mammalia; Artiodactyla; Bovidae.